Molecule: messenger RNA, 1089 nt
Organism: Diospyros lotus (date-plum)
Lineage: Eukaryota; Viridiplantae; Streptophyta; Magnoliopsida; Ericales; Ebenaceae
Product: chlorophyll a-b binding protein CP29.2, chloroplastic-like
Exons: 2
Coding region: 79-942 (287 amino acids)
Biological process (GO): response to light stimulus; photosynthesis, light harvesting in photosystem I
Cellular component (GO): chloroplast thylakoid membrane; chloroplast envelope; plastoglobule
Source: RefSeq, a predicted model, not a curated record
CCAAACCCAAGCGCAGAAUCAAUCCAUUAAUCCAAUCCCCCAUAUCCUCGCACCCCCGGCGCACGUUUGUGCACAGACAUGGCCUCCACCACCGCCGCCGCCACGUCGUCUUUCCUCGGCACGCGACUCCCCGACGUCCACUCCAGCUCGGGUCGGGUGCAGGCGCGGUUCGGAUUCGGAACCAGGAAGGCAAAGCCGAAGAAGUCGAUUUCGAGGCCGAGCGUGGACCGCCCGCUCUGGUACCCGGGAGCCAAAGCCCCAGAAUGGCUCGACGGCAGCUUGGUCGGAGACUACGGGUUCGACCCGUUCGGUCUGGGAAAGCCGGCGGAGUACUUGCAGUACGACUUCGACUCGUUGGACCAGAACUUGGCUAAGAACCAGGCGGGCGACAUCAUCGGGACCCGGUUCGAGACCUCCGACGUGAAGUCGACGCCGUUUCAGCCGUACACGGAGGUCUUCGGGCUGCAGAGGUUCCGGGAGUGCGAGCUCAUCCAUGGGCGGUGGGCCAUGUUGGCCACCCUCGGCGCUCUCACCGUCGAGUGGCUCACCGGCGUCACCUGGCAAGAUGCCGGCAAGGUGGAGUUGAUAGAAGGAUCAUCGUACCUCGGACAGCCUCUUCCAUUCUCGAUGACCACUCUGAUCUGGAUCGAGGUUCUCGUCAUCGGCUACAUCGAGUUCCAGAGGAACGGCGAGCUCGACCCGGAGAAGAGGCUGUACCCCGGCGGCAAAUUCUUCGACCCACUGGGAUUGGCCUCCGAUCCGGAGAAGAAGGCGACGCUUCAGCUGGCGGAGAUCAAGCACGCCCGCCUCGCCAUGGUGGCCUUCCUGGGCUUUGCCAUCCAGGCGGCCGCCACCGGCAAAGGGCCGCUCAACAACUGGGCGACCCACUUGAGUGAUCCGCUCCACACAACCAUUUUUGACACCUUGGGACUCUUCUCUUAGAUCUUCAACUUUCAGUGGCUUGUGCCGGCCAUCCAUCUCUUACUUGUAUCAGCCAUGGAUUGAUUACUACUCUGUAUCUUUGUUCCCAUCUCUGUAAAUGUUGCAACGUUUCACACUCCUAAGCAUAUUAUGCUCUGUUGCCUCUUA